Phalaenopsis equestris is the source of this 1712-nucleotide messenger RNA. RefSeq names its product beta-glucosidase 22-like. The transcript has 14 exons. NCBI's taxonomy places the organism in Eukaryota, Viridiplantae, Streptophyta, Magnoliopsida, Asparagales, Orchidaceae. Gene Ontology annotation, biological process: carbohydrate metabolic process. The record is from RefSeq and is a predicted model, not a curated record. Bases 249 to 1601 code for a protein of 450 amino acids. Gene Ontology annotation, molecular function: beta-glucosidase activity.
UUAUCGCCGCCAACGUCGAAAUGGGAAAUAUCGGAGCGGUAGUCAAGGACGACAUUGUGGUUAGGGUUUUGUCCGUAGCGACGAAAGCCGAUUUGAUAUAUUAAGUUAUCUGCAUCAGCAAAUUUACCAGAAAUGACUUUCCUGGGGAUUUUGUAUUCGGCGCCGGCACUUCUUCUUAUCAGUAUGAGGGUGCGGUGGCAGAGGAUGGAAGAACACCAAGCAUUUGGGAUACCUUUGCUCAUGAAGGGAUGACACCAGGCAAGAGCACGGCGGACAUAACUUCGGAUGGGUACCACAAGCACAAGGAAGAUGCCAAGCUUAUGAUUGAUGCUGGGCUUGAGGCCUAUAGGUUCUCCAUUUCCUGGUCCAGGAUUCUCCCAUAUGGAAGGGGGACCGUUAAUCCUAAAGCUUUGGAGUACUACAAAAGUGUCAUCCAUGAGAUAUUUGAAAAAGGAAUCAAGAUUCAUGUUAGUCUCCAUCAUUUGGAUCUUCCCCAAAUACUUCAAGAUGAGUACGGCGGAUGGCUCGACCGCAGGAUCGUGGAUGAUUUGAAGGAAUUUGCAGAUUUAUGUUUCAGGGAAUUUGGUGACAAAGUUUCACGCUGGACAACCAUAGUAGAACCUAACGUUUAUGGAUCAGCAGGAUAUGAUUCAGGAAUAUUUGCUCCUGGAAGAUGUUCUCAUCCCUUUGGUUUGAUAAAUUGCAGAGCAGGAAAUUCAAUAACUGAGCCAUACAUCGCAGUUCACAAUAUGCUGAUCGCUCACGCUGAAGUUGUUAAGCUGUACAGGAUGAAGUAUCAGGGCAAGCAAGAUGGCAAGAUAGGCCUCAACUUCUAUUCUUUCUGGGGCUACCCAUUUUCAAACACCUCUGCAGAUGUUGAAGCUGUACAAAGGGUAUUUGACUUUCAGUUUGGUUGGAUAUUAAAUCCAUUAGUGUUUGGAGAUUAUCCAGAGACGAUGAAGAAGAUCUGUGGCCCGAAGCUUCCCAAUUUCACCGCAUCACAGAAAAAACUACUGAAAGGCUCAUUCGAUUUCAUCAGUCUUAAUCACUACACAUCUGCAUUUGUCCGUGAUAACUCCAUUAUUCUCCAGAUUUCUCCUCGGGAUUUUUUUUCAGAUAUGGCUGCCAUUGUAACAGCAUCCAGGAAUGACACUUCAAAUAGCACUUUUGUUCCAACGCACCCUCAAGUGGAUCCUGUCGGGCUUCGGUACCUAUUGGAGUACCUCAAAGAGAACUAUGGGGAUUUUCCCAUUUACGUUGAAGAGAAUGGUUACUGUGAGGCAGCCAACAUGAGUGCACUUGAUGACCAUGCAAGGAUUGAUGCCUUGAGAGGAUACAUUGGGGCAACACUUGAAGCCAUUAGGAAUGGAGUAAAUAUUAAAGGCUACUUUAUUUGGUCAUUCAUUGAUGUUUUUGAAUACCUGGGUGGCUACCAAUCAUCUUGUGGACUUUACCAUGUGGAUUUUAAUGAUGAAUUAAGGCCAAGAACUCCAAAGCUUUCAGCUCAUUGGUAUUACAAUUUCCUAAAGAACAAUAGUGAGGCAUUAUUCAGCAUGGAAAGAACAGAAGAUCUUCAGAAUUUGCUUCAUUCUUCAUUGUGAUUCACAUUUACAUUUGCAGGUACAUACGAACCAUGUAAUUGUUACGUUUUUACAUAUCAAAUGCCUAAUUUUUCUUUUCUUGAGAGAUAAUUUAGAUGCUGUUAUUUUCUG